Molecule: messenger RNA, 1125 nt
Organism: Pediculus humanus corporis (human body louse)
Lineage: Eukaryota; Metazoa; Arthropoda; Insecta; Psocodea; Pediculidae
Exons: 5
Coding region: 1-1125 (374 amino acids)
Source: RefSeq, a predicted model, not a curated record
AUGUUUGCUACGAAAGAUUGCUCUAAAAGUCUGGAGUCGUGCCUUCGUUGUGACGAAACAGGUUUUAAGUGCCUGAAGUGCAAACAUUUGAUCGUUUUUGAAACAAGAAAUUGUGUCAAAAGCUGUCCGAUGGGAUACACGAGUCAGUGGUCCACAUACGAUGAUUACAUGGGUCAAAUUUGCGUCGAAACAUCAUUUGCUGCAAGUUUAGGAUUUACCGGGGAAACGUCAGCUGUUUUAGUCGGAUCACUUACCGGGUUGAUACUUUGUCUGGGAGCUUUGUUGGGAGGAUGCAUUUACAUACGAAGAAGAAGAAUCAAAGCUUUGGCCACGAUGGAUGAAAAUUCAGAUUCGACGAUGAUAAUGACUCCUCUCCAUCAACAAGGAGAAUUUCUUCGUGAAAUUUCACUUUUGCGUCACGAGGCUCCAGUUUUUUUAUCAAUGUUGAACGAAACGAGACGACAAGUUCGAGAAAUAGCAAGGACGAAAUUGACCAACAACAAACGAGAUUCGGCGAGUCAGGCAUACAGACCAGUACUUAGGGACUUGUACGUGAUACUAAUUCUUUUGAACAAGCCCGAAGAGAAAAUAACGAAUCCGCCCCAAGACUGGAGAAAGUUAAUUUCGUGGGGAGAAAGAGUUUUAAAGCGGUACAAGCGACAGCAUAAUUUAGACGCGCCCGUCGGUCAAUUAGUCACGUUUUUAGAUGUACCUGAACAACAGCACCAGAACGGAAGUCGAGUUUCACUUUUUCAACCCUAUUGCACGUUGAGCACGGUGAGCACGAACACGUUGACAUCCACGGUCAGUCGAAAAUUGAAAAACGCGUUGAAUUCGAAAAGCGACGGAGGGGUAAAAGAAGAGCCUAAGGAAACGUCGCUUUUAAAAGAGAAUUUGAACGGUUCGAAUGGAACAACGUAUCCGUUACCCGGAGACGAUAUAAGUUUUAGCAAUUUGAACAGGUUUUCGUACAGGGAAAAUAAUUUCGAUAAUUGGGACGAAGAUCACACAAUAUUAGCAGAAUGGUCAGCUAGUCAAGAAUAUUCAUUCGAAGAUGAUUUCAUUAGGCUGGGAUUUAGGCCUCAGGAUGAAAUAACCACAGAACUUUCCUUAGUGAGAAGGUAG